UACUUGAGAGUGAGCGUGUCCUCCAGGCUGUGAUGGCUGCAGCAGGUGUAAACCCAGGUCUGAGGGCCACCGACUGUGUGACCAAGGUGGCGCUGAGCAUCUCCUGUGACAAUCUGCUGGACAUGGACGCCUUCUCAAAGUCCGACCCCCUGUGUGUGCUGCUCAUAAACAGCUCUGGGUCGCACUGGAGUGAGAUUGGCAGGACAGAGAAAAUAAAGAACUCCCUUAAUCCCAGCUUCUCCAAGACGUUUGUCAUCGACUACUACUUUGAGAUGGUGCAGAAGCUGAAGUUUGAAGUGUACGACAUCGACAGUGAGAACUGCAGCCUGCAUAAUGCUGACUUUCUGGGAGAAAUGGAGUGCACCUUGGGACAGAUCGUGUCCUCAAGGAAACUAACAAGACCACUCGUCAUGAAGGACAAGAAGCCUGCAGGAAAAGGAACCAUAACAAUAUUUGCUGAAGAAAGAACAGACAACAGGGUGGUGGAAUUUGAAGUUGCAGCUAGAAAACUGGAUAAAAAGGAUUUCUUUGGGAAGUCUGACCCUUUCCUUGAACUCUACAAGCAGACAGAAACUGGAUGGCAACUGGCUCACAGGACAGAGGUGGUGAAAAACAACCUGAACCCAACAUGGAAACGAUUCCGUGUCUCAUUGCAGUCGCUCUGUGAAGGUGACGUGGAGAAAUCUAUAAAGGUAGACUGUUACGACUACAACAGCAGUGGAUCUCAUGACUUCAUUGGAUCCUUUCAGACCACACUCAGCCAAAUACAGCAGGCGACACAGUCAUAUGCGGCUGAGUUUGAAUGCAUCAAUAGUAAGAAGAAACAGAAGAAGAAAGGAUACAAAAACUCUGGUGUUAUCAUCAUAAAAAAGUGCAAGAUAGUGAAGGAGUACACGUUUCUGGAUUACAUAAUGGGCGGCUGCCAGAUUAACUUCACUAUUGCCAUUGACUUCACAGGUUCCAAUGGAGAUCCCAGGUACCCGAUCUCCCUUCACUACAUCAACCCUCAGGGCUACAAUGAAUACCUGGCAGCUAUCUGGGCAGUGGGUAACGUCAUCCAGGACUAUGACAGUGACAAGAUGUUCCCUGCUUUUGGUUUUGGAGCCCAGAUCCCUCCCACAGGGCAGGUCAGCCACGAGUUUCCCAUCAACUUCAACCCAUCCAAUCCUUUUUGUGCAGGUAUUGAAGGUGUGGUGGCGGCCUACCAGCAGUGUCUGCCCCAGGUGAAGCUUUACGGCCCCACAAACUUUUCUCCAAUCAUCAACCAUGUGGCCCGCUUUGGCAGACAAGCCCUGCAGCAGCAGACGGCCUCUCAAUACUUUGUCCUGCUCAUCAUCACUGACGGAGUGAUCACAGACAUGGAUGAGACCCGUCAGGCCAUCGUCAACGCCUCUCGUCUGCCCAUGUCCAUCAUCAUCGUUGGAGUAGGGGGGGCGGACUUCAGCGCCAUGGAGUUCCUGGAUGGAGACGAUGGGAUUUUACGCUCAGCUACGGGCGAAGCCGCCAUGAGGGACAUUGUGCAGUUCGUGCCGUUCAGGCAGUUCCAAAAUAGUCCUCCGGAGGCUCUCGCUCAGUGUGUCUUGGCAGAAGUCCCAGGUCAGGUGAUGGGUUUCUUCAAUACCAUGAGUCUGAGGCCUCCCCAUGGCGACACAGCACUCUCUGACAACUCAGCAUCAGCUCCUCCCAGUGAUGUAGCCUGAGGAUCAACUUCUCUUCUCCAUGGAACUCAGACUCUUCUAUGAUUGUAUGAGCAUGCAACACUCUUAAAAUGAUGUUCCAACCGUUUACAGCCAUAACUAACAGCCAUAUUACGCUGAUAUGUGUUAAUACGCCUGUAAUAUAUGUGUAUAUAUGUGACUCAAGUGCCAGAAUCUGUCAUUUAUUUUAUGACUUGUUUAAAGGAAUGAGUUGAAACGUGUGUGACUUCAGAUUGUCAGUCAGAAACAUGAAAGGUCUGUAGUGCUCAUUAAUACUACAUACUGCUAUAGUAGUACUAAUGUUGACAGUCAGGUCAAUGUCACAUGUUCAUGUUUCUGUGGGAAAUGUAGCAUCAGCUGCCACUGAAAUCAUCAACUUUACCAAACACAGUUCAGGUAGACCUCAGUGAUGAUUACACAUGAGACGUCAACAGAUUCACAGGUUUGUUUAAACGAAUAACUUUUGUAGAUUUUGCAUUACAAAUAUUAUUGCUUUGUGUCCUUGCUGCUCUUUUGUACUUCUGUUUCUUUUUUAAACUCACUUUGGUGCUUCAGUAUGAAUGUUUAUAUCCAGAGGAGUGAUUGAUUAAUGCAUGUUUACAUAGAUUAACAUUAGAAGUUCACUCUGUCUUAAGAGGAGUACAAACACUUCUCACUUUAAUGACUGUUAUAAAACUGAUCCAGUACAUUUCAUUAAGUCUACAUGUUUAUUUGUUGUUGUUUGUGCUGAUCACUGUCAUUGCCUUAUGUAAUAAUAACAAAUAUUUUUAUCACUAUUUUAUGUUAAUCUGAUAUUCAAUGGAAUAAGAAAAUAUUUAACAUGUUUUAUGUAAAACUAUGAGACAAUUAGCCUUUUUGUUUUUUUAUGUUUGUGUCACUUCCUUAAUGUCACAACAUUAAAAACAGACUUUAUGUAUUUUACCUCAGAUUCACAGACAAUCCUGUGCAUUCUUCAAAUGUCCAUCAUUAAAGUUAUGUCAGAAAAACA
This is a messenger RNA of Lates calcarifer (barramundi perch), 2685 nucleotides long. Its product is annotated as copine-3-like. The record is from RefSeq and is a predicted model, not a curated record. Lineage: Eukaryota; Metazoa; Chordata; Actinopteri; Centropomidae. Gene Ontology annotation, cellular component: plasma membrane. Gene Ontology annotation, molecular function: receptor tyrosine kinase binding; calcium-dependent phospholipid binding. Gene Ontology annotation, biological process: ERBB2 signaling pathway; cellular response to calcium ion.